Sphaerulina musiva SO2202 is the source of this 732-nucleotide messenger RNA. RefSeq lists its product as uncharacterized. Gene Ontology annotation, molecular function: protein binding. The record is from RefSeq and is a predicted model, not a curated record. NCBI's taxonomy places the organism in Eukaryota, Fungi, Ascomycota, Dothideomycetes, Mycosphaerellales, Mycosphaerellaceae. The coding region runs from base 1 to 732 and encodes 243 amino acids. The transcript has 2 exons.
AUGAGCGAAGUCACCUUCGCCAAGUCGUUCCUGGCCACUAUCGACAAGCGAGCCAUCAAGCUCUCGGCCGACCAUGUCAGCGACCCAAGAAAGUACCCCAGCCAAAGUCCCUUCAUUCUGCCCAAGCAGACACAUCCGUUCCCGCGCAAGACGGGCCCCACCUCGACACAGCAGGCUCAGGCGAAGGCUAUCACUGCCACACUAAAGCCUAUGAAGACUGGCGAGACUGUCACGCUAUCGGGCAUUGCUUUGGACUCGACAAUCUAUGAGAUAAAGUCACAGUAUGCCCAGCAAACGAGUCUGUCGCAGGAUAAGAUCAAGCUGUUGCUCAAUAAGAAGCCGACAGCAGAUUUGAAAACACUCAAGGAUCUCGGAGUGGACAGUGAUGUCGAGUUCAGUGUAAUGGUCAUGGGUGGGGGUGUCCCAACUCCUCGAGCACAGAGUCCGGCUGUGAGCGCUCCGAGCAGUGCGUUCGCACCUCCCCCUGUGCCAGCUCCUACAGAAUCAAGAGGCGAUCCCAUGGACGUCGACAAUAAAACUGGCGCGCCGGACAGUGAAGCUGCAGCGAACGAAGCAGCGGAAAAGGAAACGAGCGCGAAUAGUUCUGCGGAGAUACUGAAGACAGAUGAAUUCUGGACGGACCUGAAGGGCUUCCUGUCGCAGCGCUUGCGAGACGAGAAAGAAGGAGAGCGUCUAGCUACACUCUUUCGGGAAGUGAGCAGAAAGAAGUAG